UAUAAAGUUCAAUGUGCGUCGAAUAUUGGCCAUUUGAGAAGUUUCUUCAGUUCAGUAAUCUACUUUCCACUUUUAUAAUUUUGUGUGAACUUCCAGCAUUUUGGUGAAGAUGGGAGAAGCUAAAAAGUUUUCUUUAAGCAGCCUUUCCCUAACAUACUUCAUAGUGUUUAUGUGCGGAUACUACAUCUUGGCUUCUGCUGAUCAAGGAGAUUAUAAAAGAGGUCUCGGUCGACGUAGACUUUCAAUAGCUGAUCUCAUUCAUCGAUCUUAUCAGAAAAUCUUUCCGGAGUUAAGUGACUGCUGCCCUAUGACACUGGAUCGUUUUGAUGGGGAUAAUUCUACAUAUGCCAAUUCCUCGACCCGUUUGGUGCUUCUUCACUAUAUCAAUGCAACUGGAAAUAGCAGCUUUCCUUGUAUUGGAACUAUAAUCUGCAGGUCUUAUGUUUUGACUGCUGCUCAUUGUGUUAGUGGGCAAUUUGUGAAAAAUUUUGGAAAUCUAUCGCACAUCAGAUUGGGUCAAGAUGCUACACCAAAUCUUCAAUGCCAGAAUAAAAACUGUACUAGGUUGGCAACUGAUAAAAAGAUAGGAGGAGUUAUCGUUCAUGAAGGUUAUAACGACACCACGCGUGAAAAUGAUAUUGCUUUGAUACGGUUCGAGGAGCCUUUGUCUGAAUUUACGUCCGAAAUUGAACCAAUCUGUUUGAGGUGGGUCCACAAACCCGGUGCCCUGGAAACGUCUUCAAAUGAGAAAUUUUCUGUCAUUGGUUGUCGGCCUAAUUCGAAUGCCAGACAGAAUCGUACCAGCAACAAGCAAGACAUUACCCUUUUUGAGCGGGAGCAGUGUUCCAGUGAGUAUUCGAAGAUUCAUAGAAUAGUCACUGAAAGUCAAAUUUGUGGAGUAAGAGACGAUAAUCGAAGUACGUGCAACGUCAAUUCUGGGGUUCCCUUGGUCUCGUACAUAGAUAACUGUCCGAUACUUGAAGGAAUCAUGUCAUUUAGAAAACGCAGGAAAAAUAAUAAUUUGCCAGAUGUUUUUAUCGAUAUAAUGGCUUAUGAAAAGUGGAUUGAAAAAAAUAUAGUAGGUUAGAUAGUGUGGCAAUCUAUUUUUAAAUUCAUAUAAUCUUCACCAAACUCAAGCAAUGCUCAUAAGUAUGUUUUGGUUUGUAAACUAUAGUUCCGAGUCUAAAAUGAUAAAUGUUUGCUGAAGGAAGUAAGUUAAUACUUCAAGUAUUAAAAAACUUCUUCCAAAAAUAUAAUUGCAAGGACAAUCGAUUUUUUAUAGUACUGAUCAACAGUAGGGAACGAUAUUCUAGUCACCGGGAAAAAAUAAAACACGCGCUGAAAACUAGAGAAAACAAAUUCAAUAAAUCUAAAAUUAUCUCUU
Hermetia illucens (black soldier fly) is the source of this 1384-nucleotide messenger RNA. RefSeq names its product serine protease 7-like. Gene Ontology annotation, molecular function: serine-type endopeptidase activity. Gene Ontology annotation, biological process: proteolysis. The record is from RefSeq and is a predicted model, not a curated record. The transcript is spliced from 4 exons. NCBI's taxonomy places the organism in Eukaryota, Metazoa, Arthropoda, Insecta, Diptera, Stratiomyidae. Bases 110 to 1087 code for a protein of 325 amino acids.